GAGGGGCCGCAUCUCGCAGCAGCUGCCCUGGCCGGGCAUGGUGUUGGGCACCGGGCCCGCCUCGCCUGUCUCGGGGAGCCCAGGGUAAAGGCAGCAGUAAUGCUAACGCUAGCAAGCAAACUGAAGCAUGAUGAUGGUCUCAAAGGGUCCCGGACGGCAGCCACAGCGUCAGACUCCACUAGGAGGGUUUCUGUGAGAGACAAAUUGCUUGUUAAAGAGGUUGCAGAACUUGAUGCUAAUUUACCUUGUACAUGUAAAGUGCAUUUUCCUGAUCCAAACAAGCUUCAUUGUUUUCAGCUAACAGUAACCCCAGAUGAGGGUUACUACCAGGGUGGAAAAUUUCAGUUUGAAACUGAAGUUCCCGAUGCAUACAACGUGGUGCCUCCCAAAGUGAAAUGCCUGACCAAGAUCUGGCACCCCAACAUCACAGAGACAGGGGAAAUAUGUCUGAGUUUACUGAGAGAACAUUCAAUUGACCUCACUGGCUGGGCUCCCACAAGAACAUUAAAGGAUGUUGUUUGGGGAUUAAACUCUUUGUUUACUGAUCUUUUGAAUUUUGAUGAUCCACUGAAUAUUGAAGCUGCAGAACAUCAUUUGCAGGACAAGGAAGACUUCGGGAAUAAAGUGGAUGGCUACAUCAAGCGUUAUGCCAGAUGAUAAAAGGGGACGACUGCAGGCCCAUGGACUGUGUUACAGUUUGUCUCUCAUGUGAAACAGCAGGAGGCAGCCCCCUCUCCCGUCCUCACGCUCCCUCUCAGUCCCCUGGAUUGCCCCAGUCCUGUGACCAUGUUGCCCUGAAGAAGACCAUCUUCAUGACUGCGCAUUGUAGAUGGAGAAUUCAACAUAAAUACAGCAAGAAAAUGUGUUUGGGCUUCUGAAGAGUUGUCUGCUUACCUUAACAUGUUUACUUUUUUGAACUUGUACUGUAUAGGCUAUUGGUGAAAUUCUUAAGAAGUUGUAAUGAACUCAAAAUUGAGGCCAGAGCUUGCUUUCCCUUUUCCCCAACAAAAUUGGUUUUCUGCACAAGUGAUGCUAAUGAUGUGUUCCAUGUAACUUGCAGAUUGGCAAUAAGAUACCCACUACAAACUGUGAUUGGAUGCAAAAUCUCUUAGCUUCUUUCAUGAAUGUUGGCCCUGCCUAGAUGUUGUGAAGCUUCCCAGAAUGCAUAGUCAUUCACUGUAGAUCUCUUAUUGAAAUGCAUAUUUUAUUUAAUGUAAGUAUAUUUUGGAACAGA
Messenger RNA from Cebus imitator (Panamanian white-faced capuchin), 1234 nucleotides. Its product is annotated as NEDD8-conjugating enzyme UBE2F-like. The transcript has a single exon. Bases 100 to 657 code for a protein of 185 amino acids. Gene Ontology annotation, cellular component: nucleus. Gene Ontology annotation, molecular function: NEDD8 transferase activity. NCBI's taxonomy places the organism in Eukaryota, Metazoa, Chordata, Mammalia, Primates, Cebidae. Gene Ontology annotation, biological process: protein neddylation. The record is from RefSeq and is a predicted model, not a curated record.